UUAUAACAUUAAAUUGGAAACUUGACAGAACUGGAUGCUUUACUUAUGUGUACUGAAUAAGAAGAAUUUAGAGAAAUGAAGUUUACUAAAUAUGAUUUAAGGAAAAUCAGCUUUACUAAUGUGUAACAUCCGUUUGAAGCAAUUGGAAAUUUGGAAAACCUUAUGCGCCCUGAGGGCAGUGAUUUAUCAAGAAAAAGUUGUGUAGCGGCUGUGAGAGGAACGAAGGAAUAUUUUUCUGUGUAAUUUUUCAUAUUGCGGCGACGACGGGCGGCAGUAUUUGUGACGUGUAAUUCUAAGUGUUUGCCAAGAUUACCUUCUAUUCAAAAAGAACCAUUAAUGCAUCGUCGUCAUUAUGGGGAAAUUAUUAUCAAAAAUUUUUGGUAACAAAGAAAUGCGUAUAUUAAUGCUCGGCUUGGACGCUGCUGGCAAAACAACGAUUUUGUAUAAAUUAAAAUUAGGUCAAUCGGUAACAACAAUACCAACAGUAGGUUUUAAUGUAGAAACUGUAACGUAUAAAAAUGUCAAAUUUAAUGUGUGGGAUGUGGGUGGUCAGGAUAAGAUUAGGCCAUUGUGGCGGCAUUAUUACACAGGUACUCAAGGCCUUAUUUUUGUGGUUGAUUGUGCGGAUCGUGAUCGCAUAGACGAGGCUCGAACAGAGUUGCAUCGAAUAAUUAACGACAGAGAAAUGCGAGAUGCCAUUAUUUUAAUUUUUGCAAAUAAGCAAGACUUAGCAGAUGCUAUGAAGCCCCAUGAGAUUCAAGAGAAAUUAGGUUUAACACGGAUACGCGAUCGUAAUUGGUAUGUGCAACCGUCAUGUGCCACCACCGGUGAUGGCCUCUAUGAAGGCCUGACGUGGCUGACUUCAAAUCAUAAGUUAUGAGAAUAAUUUUAGGCAAAUCCCACUGCAAUUUAUACAAUGCAUCAUUUUAGAAAUGAGAAUUGAAAAAUAUCCCACAUAAACACAAAUACACAUAAACACACACAUACACAUACUAUUCAAAACAAACUACAAUAAUUAAACAUUACUCAAUAUGAACAAAUAAUUAAAGCAAACAAU
This is a messenger RNA of Glossina fuscipes, 1057 nucleotides long. It is a transcript of the gene Arf51F, whose product is annotated as ADP-ribosylation factor 6. The record is from RefSeq and is a predicted model, not a curated record. Gene Ontology annotation, biological process: intracellular protein transport; vesicle-mediated transport. Gene Ontology annotation, cellular component: cytoplasm. The transcript is spliced from 5 exons. Gene Ontology annotation, molecular function: GTPase activity; GTP binding. NCBI's taxonomy places the organism in Eukaryota, Metazoa, Arthropoda, Insecta, Diptera, Glossinidae. Bases 353 to 880 code for a protein of 175 amino acids.